Molecule: messenger RNA, 336 nt
Organism: Ostertagia ostertagi
Lineage: Eukaryota; Metazoa; Nematoda; Chromadorea; Rhabditida; Trichostrongylidae
Source: the annotation of a GenBank genome assembly
AUGGACAUGGAUGGAGACGAAGAGACGAUCAAUAUACAGAUCUACGUGCCUGAGAUUCAAGUUCGGAAAUGUCUCACCGUCGGCCUCGACGAUUUCGUGUGGGAUGUGAAACGAAAACUUCUCGCCACUUUACCGCAGGCGCUUCCGCAGGCCUUCAACUACGGCCUUUUCCUGCCACCGUGCGAUGGUCGAGCCGGCAAGUUCCUGCUUGAGGACCGCGUCGUUCGCGACUACCCAUUCCAUGACUGUGUUCCUUACUUGGAGCUCAAGUACAAAAAACGGGUCUACAAAAUGCUGAAUCUGGACGAGAAGCAUUUGAGGAGCAUUCACAGUAAG